CGGAUGACGAACUGCGGUGUUUUGGUUCACAGAAUGGUGAAGGUGAUAAUAUUAGAUAUCUGUAAAUUGUCUCUCCGCUUUCCACGUCGAAAAUAGUAAAAUUGUGUAGUUGUAUUUAAAUAUAACGUUUAUGAAUUAGGUUUAAAUAUUAUUUGAUACCACUAUAAACUAUACUGAUAUAAUUAUUUGUUUUUAGAAAGUUUUUAGGUACAUUAUGAGGAAGCUAAAGGGACCAGUUAAAGAAACAGCGAGACAAAAACGUGAAAGGAAACAAGAAUUUGCUAAAGUUCGUCAGCAAAUUAAUACAAUAGUUCUUCCAACUGUAGCUGUCGUUUUUAUAUUAAUAUGUGUCUACGUGUAUGUGAAAACGAGGCCAACAACGAUGCAGGUGGCGUAAUUUGUUACUGUUAACUUUUUAAAUAUUUAAGUAAAUUUAUUAAAAUCUAAUUAUGGUUGUGAAAUUUACAUUUGUAUAGAUGAUAUUGUGACUAUCAUUUAUUUAUUUCUUUCCAACAUAUCAA
Molecule: messenger RNA, 521 nt
Organism: Pieris brassicae (large cabbage white)
Lineage: Eukaryota; Metazoa; Arthropoda; Insecta; Lepidoptera; Pieridae
Product: single-pass membrane and coiled-coil domain-containing protein 4
Exons: 2
Coding region: 215-397 (60 amino acids)
Source: RefSeq, a predicted model, not a curated record